Eutrema salsugineum is the source of this 2911-nucleotide messenger RNA. RefSeq lists its product as uncharacterized. The record is from RefSeq and is a predicted model, not a curated record. Lineage: Eukaryota; Viridiplantae; Streptophyta; Magnoliopsida; Brassicales; Brassicaceae. The transcript has 5 exons. Bases 882 to 2597 code for a protein of 571 amino acids.
AGAGAGAAAGAGGCUGCUGUUUGUUCAUGCGUUUCGUUCUCCAAAAAAAAAAAAACACAGAGCCAAAAAACAAUCUAGCCUCCUUCUCUUCUUCUUCUACCAGUCUCUCUUCCCAUCUCAAAAACCCUAAUUUCUAUUCGAUUUCUCUCUUUUGAAAACCCUAAUCGUUUCCUCCACUCGCUUCUCCUUCCAUCGCUUCCCGUUUCCUCUCUCGGUUUGUUUUUUUUUUUUUUUGCAACUUUCAUCUUUCUCCCUCCUUGGGUAGGAAGCCAUUGUUUCGUUUGAACGAUUGCAUCUAAAAAACUCCUGCAUAUUCCGUUUAGACGAAUAAUCUCCGUCUUGGUUUGGUUUCGUUGUCGCACCCACCGUUUCAAUUUUCUUAUUCCGGGAAAAAAUUUCUGGUGAUGCGUUGAACGAAUUUCUCCGUGGUAUUGAUUCUAGGGCUUAGGCUGAUUAAUAUCGGGAGUGAUAGUCAUAUAUAGAAGAUAUUAUUGCGUAGGGAUUUUAGGGUUUUCUGGUUUGGUGCCAUCACUGUAAUUGAGGCUAGUUCCUUUAUUGGUAGGUUUAUCGAUAGCGAUUAUGAUCUUCGAGCAUCUUUAAAAUCAUCCUGUGGGAGAGACGGUUUUCUCGUCACUGAUUUUCGUGUAGCUUUGAGACGAAUCAUUAUUUUUUGUGGGAAAUUUUGGAUUUUGAGAUUAAGCAGACGAAUGAUUGUGAUAUCUUCCCUGCCCUUUUGUGGUGUUAGGUGAUUAGAGGGUAGCGAGAUAUUCAGCAUUUUAUAUAGGAAGACGAGGCUUUUUGGUUAUAUUGUUCUUGAGGGUGAAAAAGGCCAGAGGAUUUGCAAUUUCGUUCUUUUAUUCUGAUGAAGUAUAGCUUUACUGAUGGAGAAACGUGAACCCUCUUUAGUUCCUGAAUGGUUGAGAAGUACAGGGCAUGGUUCUGGUGUUGGGAGUAAAAAUCACAUUCUAUCAUCUUCUUCUCGUUCAGAUUCUUCCUUGUCACAUAAUAGCAAGAGUAGGAAUUCUAGGAGCAAAAGUGAUGUUGAUUCAGCUCGGUCUCCGUUUCUCGAUCGAUCUUCUUCCACCAAUGCACGGAGGGGAUUUAGUAAUGGGUCUACCAAAAAUGCAUAUAGUAGUUUCAAUGUCAAUAGGAGCCACAGAGAUAAAGACCGGAGCAGGGAGAAGGAUACGUGGAGCUACAUGGAUCCAUGGGAUAAUGACAAUCCUCUGGAUGCCUUCUUGAUUGGUAGGGAUCAGGAGAAACUGAGACGAUCACAGUCAAUGACAACAAGGAAACAGGGCGACCACCUGCCUCAACGACUUACAGUAGGAUUAAAAAAUGGUGGCAACAAUAAGUUUUACAAUGGUGGUGGUAUACUUCCUUUAACUAGCCUUGCAAAGACCUCCAAAAAAACCGGGUUCGAAAGGGAUUUUCCUUCGCUUAGGGCCGAAGAGAGGAAUGGAGGACCAGACGUUGUAAGAAUCUCAUCUGCUGGUCUAAGUCCUGCUGUUCAGAGCUUGUCGGUUGGUAACUCGGGCUUGAUCGUUGGGGAAGGUUGGACAUCGGCUCUGGCAGAGGUUCCUAAUGUUAUUGAGAAGAGUGGCUCUGGGUCCCAAGCUCAUGUUGGUACUACGGGUACCUUAACAGGACCGACUUGUCGUAACAUGGCUGAAGCAUUGGUGCAGGCUCCAGCAAGAACUGGUACACCACCACAGGGAUCUGCAAAGAUACAAAGACUUGAAGACCGAGCGAGACAGUUGAUACCAGUUGUGCCUUCAGCACCAAAGGGCUCAAUUCUGAACUCUUCUGAUAAAUCCAAGGCCAAACCAAUUGUUCGAAGUGGUGAAAUCGGUCUUGCUUCUUCAAGAAAUACCCACCAGCAGUCCUCUAUGCUGCUUGGUAAUCUUCACUCUAAUCCUGGAAGUCAGAUCAAGCCUGAUCCUAUUAAGAAGCUGGUGGUUCUCAAACCUGCAAGGGAAAAUGGGGUAUCUGCUGUUAAGGAAUCUGGAAGUCCAAGUCGUGUAAUCAACAGCGGAGCUGGUGCUAACCAGACGACUGCUGCUCCAUCUACACAAUUUACUGCGUCUGUGAGAAGAGAGCCCAGGGAAGCUUCCGUCAUGCUAGCUGGAAAAACCGCUGAAAAGAAACUUUCCUUGGCUCAAACUCAGAGCAGGAAUGCAUUUUAUAGUGCUUUGAAGAAGAAAACAUCUACAAACAUCUCAACUGAUCCAUCAAAAACUAACUCCAUCUUUUCUUCCGUUGAGGAGAAGGCAAAUAGAUCUAAGGAGCUUGUAGCUAGUGAAUCUCCAAGUGCACAAGCUGUAGAAAGAAAUGACAUCGUCAUGGAAAAGGUCGACAAAGUUUCUGGAGUUGCAGAGAGUAAUAGUUGUUUUGAAUCGGCAGACCGUCCAGAUGAAAAAGAGGCUGAGUUUCUUAAAUCCCUUGGGUGGGAUGAAAACAAUACCGAGGAAGACGAAGCCCUCACAGAGGAAGAGAUCAGAGCCUUCAUUGAACAGUGUAAAAAGUUCAAGCCUUCACUGGUGCAGAAGCUGCCUAUCAUACAAGAGGCAACAGGGGACGUAACUCCCAAUUCGUGAUCCGAUUUUGAAGAUAGUUUCUCAUUCUCUUUCCUUCAUUUUCCUUAUUUUCUUGGGGAUUUUAUUUUGGUUACUUUGGCGGCGAGGCUUCAGUUGCAGUAUUAGUGUUGUUCUACUUCUUCAGAGGUGCAACUGACUAUUUUGUACAUCUUUGGUCUGAAGAUAAGAGAGGUUUUGUUUUGCCAGCUUCUUUAGGUUUCUAAUAUUAGAAGAUAAUGUUGAUGAGGGAAAGAGAAAUUGCUGAUGGUAAAAAAAAAAGAAUAAUAAAUUUAAAGGCUUUGUUCCUAAUUAUAAUGAAAUUCUUCUUUUGCUCA